GGCGUUUGUUAUUGACAUUUUUACCAAAUUCUGGAGUGAAUUAUAUGAUUUAUUCUUUUUUGCUACAAAUGGUUGAAAGCGUUCUCACAUUAUAUGUUUUGUGGUAGAAACAUACUGUGAUGAUCGUUGUUUAAUUCUACAUUCCAUAAAUUUUGCAGAAUCAACAUCGCAAAUAAAUAUUUUGUAAACAUUUAAAACACGUUCUCGCAGUCUAUUAUGGAGGGCAUUCCUCGGACUCACGAGGAUAUCGAGGCGCAAAUCCGGGAGAUCCAAUCAAAAAAGAAGGAAAUCCCACCAGAGACUAAUGAAAAAGGGGUUAAACUAGGCGAAGGAGGCUACUUCGAUAGCGAGAUCUAUGAAACCGCCGGUAAAGGCAAGUACGAAGGAUAUGUAACGUCCAUCGCUGCAAACGAUGAAGUAGAUGAGGACGAAGAGGAUGUGGGAUUUCCACAGAAGAGAACAGGUCUGGGAGCAUCCGUAGCUUUGCUCAAUGAUGUUGCACAGGCUGGUAAAGACUAUGAUCCAUUUGCUGAUCGUAGAAGACCUACAAUUGCGGAUAGAGAGGAUGAGUACAGACAACAAAGGCGUAGGAUGAUUAUUUCACCUGAAAGGGUGGACCCAUUUGCAGAUGGUGAGUGCUGAAUUUUUUCUAUUAAACAUAUUUAUUUUACUUUUUGUAUUAUACUUAUUGGAAUUUGUUUAUUGUAUGGAUAAUAGAUGCAUUUAUGAUAUGCUCCUAGGAAUCUAUUAUUUUUAUAAGUUUUGUAAUAUAUUCACAUAUAUUUCUGAUCACAAUUAAUAUAAAUAUUUUCUAGUAGUCACACACACUAAUAGGCAUGGUUUUGUUAUAUGUCCAUGCUUAGAGCAAUUGUAUGUUGUAUCACUAGAGUCACUCACUCAAUUGAUUGAUUUAUUGUAUCAGUAGUGGUAACAUUUUUGACUAUUCUUAGCCCAUUUAUUCUAAUGUGCGUGGGUUCCUUGGAUCUUUUUAAUUCACUAGUCAUCCAUGGAAUUCAAUGCUCUUUUGUGGCAGUAUUGUAAUUGUCUAUGUAACUGCUGAAAUUUUCAUUCAUUUUGCUGGAGCUGACAAAUGACUGUAACAGGACGGUUUUAAAAGUUAGUAAGAUAUGUAUGCACGUAAUAGCUUCUCGCGUUUUGAACCUUGUAUUAUGGCGUACUUUCUAUGCCAAGUCGCGUGACUUUGGUGUGCGCUGUUAAUGGAUGUUGGACUAAUUAAGGCAUUCAUGUCAAGCUGACAGUGUGCGCCGACAUCUUUUGACAACAUUGUUGAUCAUAGAGCGCAGCUUGAUCUAGAAUUUGCACGAGUAGUGUCAUACCUAUGAUGGAACAUUUUCAGAUUUAUGAUCUAACCUUUAAAUGUGGAUUUUUUUUUUGUUUUUGUCACAUUUCUAUGAAUGCAUGGUCUCACCUCUCACAAACCAUUAUACUUUAGGGUCAAAAUAAAAAGGAAAUUAUUAUGGUUCAAGAUCAAUUUUUCAUUAUUAUGUCAUAUGAUAGAAAAUUUUCAGAUUGGUUGUACUUACUACCCUUAGACUUGUUCAGACACUGAGCAUUGAAAUUCGCCCAGGCCACAAAAUUUGCCAUUAUGAACAUGCCGACUGGAAGCGGCUCGGAGACGUCUCUUCCACCUUUUCUUGGAGAGGUACUUGUUUCGCUGACGCGUAUGCGUCUGCUCAUCGAUAACCGAAAUUAUCCAUGUUGUGAUGGAGGAAUACAACCCUCAUAUAGUGAAAGUACAUAAACCAGGGUCCAACGGCUGGUACAACAAAUCGUGCUACGCCGCUCGUAAGCAGAAGAUCAAGGCACGCAGAACCUUCUUACAAAACUCUACUGUAGAGUACAGACAAGUCGAGAAACAAAUAUAACGAAGCGGUCUGCAGUGCCAAAGACCAGGACAAUAAAGUUAGGCACAUGGUAAUGUCGCAGAGUAAUGGCGGUUGGUCUUUCUGGGCGCUGGCCAAGCAGAGAGAAUGGAACUUCUCACAGAGUAGCCUUUCAUCACUUUCGUGUCAGGCUGGAAUGAUUGUAACUGACUCAAAUGCUAAGGCGGAAGUGCUUGCCAAGUUAUUUGCUGCAAAUUCUCAACGCCCGAGUGCCGUCGAUUCAAAGGGUUAAGACCGUAAGACGGGUGAUCUUGUCUCUCGACAUCAAUAAACUUCUGGUCCGGACUUGAUUCCUGCCAUUGUAUUGAAAAGGGGUGCAGCGUAGCUUGCUCCAGUUCUUUCGCGUCUCUUCUAGAUAUCUUACAAAUCCGGCACCUUCCCAGAAAUUUACUCAUGUCCAACGCAACCCAAAAAAGGGAUCAAACUACAGGCCUAUAGUUGUGCUUUCUGUUAUAAGUAAGGUGAUGGAGAGGUGCAUAAAUCGCGAGCUUCUGGACUACCUCAAACGUCACGGCUUGAUUAGGAUGGUUUCCGGUACCAGCGAUCUACAGAGUACCUCCUAGCUUAUGUCACGCAAUUGUGUAGUAAACUCAUCCAGUAUUAUGGUGAGGCUCAUGUCAUUGCUCUUGAUGUCACGAAAGCCUUCGAUCAGCUAUGGCACGCUGCAAACUUCCAUCCUAUGGCCUCCCAGAAAAGCUUUGCAGGUGUGUGGCUGAGUUUCUGUCUGGCCGCAAGAUGUCCGUCGUAAUUGACGAGUUCUCUUCUUCAUCCCAAAACGUUCACGCGGGUGUUCCCCAGCGAGUGGUCUUGGCUCCGACACUGUUCCUCUUACACAUCAACAACCUGCUUUCCUGCAUGACCAACCCAAUCCACAGCUUUGAUGAUGACUCUCUACAUGCAGGAAUUCAGAGUGACAAGUCGAUCUCUGUUGAUGAGCUGGAAAAAAGAAGACUAGCAGCGACUUCCUCUCUGAUGAGAGACCUGGAGGAUAUCACUGCUUGGGGACGCAACAUUUUUAUACAGUUUAAUGCUUCCUUGAUUAACAAAAAGCGUCCCAAUGCUCAUCGGGAUUCGAUGGAUGGCCGAGUUCUGCCAAAGAGCCUUUCAUUUUGACUGGUCGGAGUCCAGAUCAUCGAGGACUUGAUCUGGCACGAACACAUCUCGUCAAUAUCGGCAGCUGCUGGGAAAAAGCUAGGCUAUUUGUUUAGAGCUAAGAAGUAGUUUUCUCCACAUGACCUCACUAUACAAGACCCAGAUAAGACCUAGCCUCGAGAAUUGCUCACACGUUUGGGGAGCUGCCAUUUUAUGCUAAAUGCUGCUCAGAGAAGGGCUGUCUGAAUGAUCGAUGAUUCUUCUCUAACAGACAGCCUCGGGACCUUUUCGCACCGGCAGGCCGCCGGCGAUCUAGCUCUGUUGUACCGCAACACCAACGGGCUUUGCUCCUCAGAGCUCUCCUCCAUGAUGCUGCCGCGCGAUAUGUCUGCCAGAAAGACCCGCCUGACUUCGGCCUCCCAUCCUAACCGUGUCGAACUUCGUACAUCUAGAACUAGCCGAUACGACCGCUCCUUUGUCCUGAGGGUGUAGAGAUUGUGGAACAAUCUACAAAAGGGGGCUUUUCCCAGUUAUACUAACCUUAGGCAGUUGAAAAAUCGGAUUAACAAAAUUUCUUUGGGAUCCCCAUAGCAGCUGCGGUGCCCUGGUAUUUAGGCUGCUUAGGUGUAAAAACAAAUAGUUUCAUCUGUAUAGUUAGACCAAGUGGCUGGUGGUGGAAUGCUAGGUUGAACAUAUCUCAUUCCAGUAAGGUUUCUACUGUGCAACCUGGAAUGAUAUAACAAAAUUUUUAAAUAGCUACUCAUUUAACAUCAUCCAUAUCAUUCUGUAUUGAGCCAAUAAUAGUUUUCAAAAAUUAUUUCAGAAUAAAGAAUGUGUACAUUACUACACAUUUUUUUAAGCAAAGUUAGAAAUAAUUUCACCUAUACAAGAUGUGAUAUACCAAAAUAUUGUUUUAGGGAAUAAAAUUUUGAGUGCAAAAUCUAUAUCUUGGAUACUGUAUAUUUUACAUACUCAUAAGUGCAUCUAGACUCCCAUUUUCGCUAUUUCUUGGGGUAUAUGAAUGUAAUGAUGCAAGAGUGAAUCUGAGCGAAUGGUAACAAAAAGACACGUUGUAGUCUUCAUUUUUUUGUAAAAGAGAAAAACUAAUAUAUUAUUUUCUUCUUCGGGAUGACACUUAGGUAUCUAAGAAGUUACUACUGUCUCUGUAAGAUGGAUAUCUGUCGGCAUGUUUUUGGUAAAUAAAUACGAAGCGUGAAAGCGUGUGUGAGAUGGAAACACUAAAAUUAUUAAUUACCCCAGAGUAUUUCUAGGUUCGAUAUGACGCAGAUUUUUUCAUCAAGAAUGAGCCUGCAUUUAAUUCAGAAGGAGCCCAAGAUCACGUACGUAUAUAGAUUUGUUCGCCAUAUUCUCAUGAGCUCUAAAUAAUAAUGGUGGAUGGAAACUAUGAAAUACUUGGUGUAUUUUCUGAUCAUUUUAAGUGCAAUACAAAAUAUAACAGGGAAUGUUGAAAAUCAUGGUCUGUUGACUGACAAGAUUGGGAUUAUCCAGCUCCAAUUCCUAAAAGUCUAAAAAUGUACUGACAUAUAAAGUUGCUCUAAUGAACAUGGAACAACUUAUCCUGUAUUACUUCUCAACCAAAUUAGUAUCUCACUGAGAACCAAACCCUUACUUUCAUCUUGUUUAUAAAAAAAUCUUUCAAGCAUUUAUCCUACCAUACUAUAUACUGUCAGGUUGUAUAUACUUAUGUAGAUAUUUGUAGAUGUCUAUAUCAACCGACCUUGCCUGUUCUGACGCCGGGAAUACACUUGAGCCGAGGCAAGCCGCGCACCGAACGCGGCAGCCUCGGCGCGCCGCGAUGCGCUAGUGUAUAGUGUACGGCGCGCCAACACAGCUGCGAACAUGCUCGGUUUGCCUCAUGCGGUGCACGACCUGAGCCAUGGACUGUCGGUCCAUCAAAGUGAGCACUGUCCGAGACGUGCCUCGUUCGUGUGCAGUGUGUAAGAAAUUUUCGAUCAGCAUUUGCCUCAGGACGAAUAUAAAGUAUAUUUUUGGUUAUUUACAAACUGUGGCACUAACUUCUGCACUUAAAUCUAGGCAUUUUUCAUUGCUCCACUCCGAUCUGAAAGAUAAAUUAUUAAUUUGAUUUUUAUUUCAAUUCCCUCAGUCCUCGCCUGCAAAUUAAAUGAAAUUAAUCAAUCUUACUCAGUUUUCGUCGACAUCUUCUAAUCUUCUACAAGUAAACGAAGUAAUAAAACAAAACGAAGAGGAAAUCAAAAUGAACCGCUCCACUAAAUAAGUAAUCAUCACUGAGUAUGUGCUCCUGUAUGGAUCAGCUGUGAGCAUGCCGCAACUCGCGUCAACACGUUGUUUCGGUGAAUCGCAUUUCGUUUCGCGGCAAAUCACAUCGGGGCGCGCCGAGGCUGCCUCGUUCGGUGCCCGGCUUACCUCGGCUCAAGUGUAUUCCUGGCGUUAGAUCAGUAUCCGUUUGAUGUGCAAAAUUAAAAUCAUAUGUGUCCUAUUACAAUUUGUCGAUACACUUAAAAGUUUUCAUUUAGCAAUACUUUAUGCCUGUGAUGAAAAACCAUUUCAUAGUUUUAUCCAUAAUAUAAGUGAAAACGGUCGUGAAACAAGAAUGAAAGAAUCAAGUUACUUACAUAUGACUUGCCUAGCUAGUAGAGCGGAUCUUUACUGUAAGAAAUAUUCGUUACCCUUGGAUGAUUCAGACUCUUUUUGAAGGAAUCUCUCGUUUAAUUUACACUUCAAUUGAGUAAAAAUAUGAAAUGUUGCCAAAUGAGACCCUCACGAAAAAUGAGAAUAUGACGGAUGCAAAUCGGAAAAGCAGAAACUAAAAACUAACAGUUUUGUAAAAAGAUUGGAACAGAUACUUCAAACAGCCCAUAUGGCUGAAAAUCAAAACAAGAGAUAUCAAAAAUUUGCGCUUCUUUUUUCUAAUGGUAUUGGUAUUUUGGUGGUUUGUUUUGCAGGAGGCAAAACGCCAGAUCUUCAAACGCGGAACUACUCACAGAUUAUGAAAGAGCAGUUGCUGAAAAGUGAAGAAAAUGAGCUACGCAAAAAGUUGAUUGAAAAAGCAAAAGAUGGUACACUGAAGGCGACAAACGGCGACGUCAAGGCAACUCCCAAAAAGCGUGGUAGAUGGGACCAGACAGUGGACGAGGCAGUAGUUCCAGCUAAAAAGAAGACACUCAGUGUGGCCACACCAAGUACAGCAGCCACGCCAGUUUGGGAAGGAGAUAAAACUCCCGCAAACAUUCGCUGGGACGAAACCCCUGGACAUUCUGGCAUGGGUAGCGAGACACCUGGUGCUACCCCAGGUCAAUCUACUAGACAGUGGGACGCCACUCCAGGGGCUGCAACACCUGGAAGAGAAACACCCGGUCAUGCAGGCAGCACUUCUGAGAAAAGUUCCAGAAGGAAUAGGUGGGACGAAACUCCAAAAACAGAUCGUGAAACUCCAGGUCAUUCUAGCGGUUGGGCAGAAACACCUCGCACAGAUCGAACUGCUGGAGGUCCGGAUCUCAUUCAGGAAACACCAACGCCUGGUGCAUCCAAACGGCGAUCCAGAUGGGACGAAACACCCUCGACAGUAGGCGCUGCAGGUGCAGCAACACCUACUCCAGGCGCGAUGACGCCACAACCUGGUGCCACUCCUCAAACGCCACAUGGAGUUGGGGGUACUCCUUCACAUGGCGGAAUAACUCCGAUGCUUACUCCUGGGGGUUCAACACCCGUGGGAGUAAAGGCUAUGGCAAUGGCAACGCCUACGCCAGGCCAUUUGGCAUCCAUGACUCCAGAACAGCUACAAGCUUACAGAUGGGAAAGAGAGAUCGAUGAAAGGAACAGACCAUUAUCUGAUGAAGAGUUAGAUGCAAUGUUUCCACCAGGAUACAAAAUUCUACCACCUCCGGCAGGAUAUAUUCCGAUCAGAACCCCAGCUCGCAAACUGACCGCCACUCCUACGCCACUGGUGGGCAACACCCCUACUGGUUUCUUUAUCCAGACUGAAGACAAGUCGUCCAAAUAUCUUGACGCGCAACCGAAGGGCCAGAACCUGCCCUUCAUGAAGCCAGAAGAUGCGCAGUACUUCGACAAGCUUCUGGUGGAUGUUGACGAGGAAGCACUCAGCCCAGAGGAACAGAAGGAGAGGAAGAUCAUGAAGUUGCUGCUGAAGAUCAAGAACGGCACUCCGCCGAUGAGGAAAGCUGCACUUCGACAGAUCACUGAUAAGGCUAGAGAGUUCGGCGCCGGCCCUCUCUUCAACCAGAUCCUACCUCUGCUGAUGAGUCCCACCUUGGAGGAUCAAGAGCGCCAUCUGUUGGUCAAGGUCAUCGAUCGCAUCCUAUAUAAACUAGACGAUCUCGUUAGACCGUACGUCCACAAGAUCCUGGUCGUAAUCGAACCCUUGCUCAUUGAUGAAGACUACUACGCGCGCGUGGAAGGCAGAGAGAUCAUCUCAAAUCUGGCCAAGGCAGCUGGAUUGGCCACUAUGAUUUCUACAAUGAGGCCCGAUAUUGAUAACAUUGAUGAGUACGUGAGAAACACCACGGCUAGAGCAUUCGCGGUUGUUGCAUCUGCCUUAGGGAUUCCUUCACUACUGCCUUUCUUGAAGGCUGUCUGCAGAUCAAAAAAAUCCUGGCAAGCAAGACACACCGGUAUAAAAAUCGUCCAACAGAUCGCCAUUUUGAUGGGUUGUGCUAUUUUGCCACAUUUGAAAUCUCUCGUAGAAAUUAUAGAACAUGGUCUAGUGGAUGAACAACAAAAGGUCAGGACUAUCACUGCUUUGGGUAUUGCUGCGUUAGCCGAGGCAGCUACACCAUAUGGCAUUGAAAGUUUUGACUCUGUUCUAAAACCAUUAUGGAAAGGUAUCCGUACUCACCGUGGUAAAGGUCUGGCGGCAUUCUUGAAGGCUAUUGGUUACCUCAUUCCCCUUAUGGACGCAGAAUACGCGAACUACUAUACCAGAGAAGUGAUGUUAAUCCUAAUCAGAGAGUUCCAGUCUCCUGAUGAGGAAAUGAAAAAAAUUGUAUUGAAAGUAGUGAAGCAAUGUUGCUCAACAGAUGGUGUGGAAGCGCAGUACAUAAAGGAAGAAAUUUUGCCCCAGUUCUUCAAACAUUUCUGGAACCAUAGAAUGGCUUUGGACAGAAGAAACUAUAGGCAAUUGGUUGAUACUACAGUUGAAAUCGCUAAUAAAGUCGGGGCUUCAGAAAUUAUCAACAGAAUUGUCGAUGAUUUGAAAGAUGAAAACGAACAAUACAGAAAAAUGGUGAUGGAGAGUAUCGAAAAGAUAAUGGGUAACCUCGGUGCGGCAGACAUCGAUUCAAGAUUGGAAGAACAACUAAUUGACGGCAUUUUGUAUGCGUUCCAAGAGCAGACAACAGAAGAUGUGGUGAUGCUCAACGGCUUCGGUACAAUUGUUAAUCAAUUGGGCAAGAGAGUCAAGCCUUAUUUACCACAGAUCUGCGGUACCAUUCUAUGGAGAUUGAACAACAAAUCUGCAAAGGUGAGACAACAAGCUGCAGAUUUGAUUUCCCGCAUAGCGGUAGUGAUGAAAACUUGCCAGGAAGAAAAGCUCAUGGGUCACUUGGGUGUUGUACUUUAUGAAUACUUGGGAGAAGAAUAUCCUGAAGUGCUGGGUUCUAUUCUAGGCGCCUUGAAAGCGAUCGUUAACGUUAUUGGUAUGACCAAAAUGACCCCUCCUAUCAAAGAUCUGCUGCCUAGGUUGACUCCCAUUCUGAAAAAUAGGCAUGAGAAGGUUCAAGAAAACUGUAUUGAUUUGGUUGGUCGUAUCGCCGACCGUGGACCUGAAUACGUGUCUGCCAGGGAAUGGAUGCGAAUAUGCUUUGAGCUUCUGGAGUUGCUGAAAGCACACAAAAAAGCUAUUAGGCGAGCUACCGUCAAUACUUUCGGUUACAUCGCCAAAGCUAUUGGUCCUCACGAUGUCCUCGCUACCCUCCUCAAUAAUCUAAAGGUUCAAGAACGUCAAAACAGAGUAUGCACCACCGUAGCGAUAGCCAUCGUCGCGGAGACUUGCUCUCCAUUCACAGUACUACCAGCUCUGAUGAACGAAUACCGAGUUCCUGAACUCAAUGUGCAGAAUGGCGUGCUGAAAUCCCUUUCUUUCUUGUUUGAGUACAUCGGCGAAAUGGGAAAAGAUUACAUUUACGCUGUUGCACCCUUACUGGAGGACGCCCUUAUGGACAGAGAUCUGGUUCACCGACAGACAGCUUGUGCAGCUAUCAAACAUAUGGCUCUUGGGGUGUAUGGUUUUGGUUGUGAAGACGCUUUGAUCCAUCUUUUGAAUUAUGUAUGGCCGAACGUGUUCGAGACGUCUCCUCACUUAGUACAAGCCUUUAUGGACGCUAUAGAAGGAAUGCGAGUUGCUUUAGGGCCCGUGAAAAUCCUUCAGUAUACUCUUCAGGGUCUGUUCCAUCCAGCGAGGAAAGUGCGAGAUGUCUACUGGAAGAUCUACAAUUCCCUGUACAUCGGCGGUCAAGAUACGUUAGUUGCGGGAUAUCCUCGGAUUGCAAAUGACCCCAAGAAUCAGUAUAUCAGAUAUGAACUAGAUUACGUAUUGUAAAUUGAAACUCGCCUUAGAAUAUUUUUAAUGUAGUUUAAAUAUAUAUAGUCCAAGGAUUGUGCUAGGCGUUUUGACACAAAUCAUAUUUUUUCCAUCGUUCUGGUUUGUUAUUGCAAAGGAAAAAUAUUCAUCUUCAAAAAUCACAUUUUUUCUCCUUUUUUUUAUCUCAUGAACAAUGAAAAUGACCGUCUAUGGGAAAUGGUAGCAAAAACGGUUGUAGGCAAUACCUGAAGCAUGUAGGAUGAGAUUCAUACUUGGCUGACGGCGUAAUCUGCGCUUCUCUCUCGUACACCUUACGACGUCAGUGGUAUUUGGUUUUCAGUGCAGAUCUUCUACUUAGUUAUGAGACUAGCGUCCGCGACAUUCAAUUAGAUUUGAUGCCAUUGUUAAAGGGCAGUUACAUUGAUCAAAGAUACUGUUGAAUUUAGAACUACAAAAUAUGUAUGAUUUGUUAAACUGAGCCGAAAUGGUGUACUGAGGUAGUUAAAGGACAUAGUCUAUUACUCAAUCAUCUAUACUGUUAAAUAUGUUUGGGCUAAAUUAAAUUUUGCAUUGUAUCUUCUUUUUUAAAUGUAAUAAAAUUUGAUAGUGA
Messenger RNA from Acanthoscelides obtectus, 10144 nucleotides. Lineage: Eukaryota; Metazoa; Arthropoda; Insecta; Coleoptera; Chrysomelidae. The record is from the annotation of a GenBank genome assembly.